UCGUUCAUUAUUCAGAAACUCGUACUUGAUAAUUAUUGACUAUCAUUAUGCCGCCAAAGACCAGCGGAAAAGCCGUCAAGAAAUCCGGCAAGGCCCAGAAGAAUAUCACCAAGUCUGACAAGAAGGGACGCAAGAAGAAGAGGAAGGAAAGUUACGCCAUUUACAUCUACAAGGUGCUGAAACAAGUUCAUCCUGACACCGGUGUUUCCUCCAAAGCCAUGAGCAUCAUGAACAGCUUCGUCAAUGAUAUCUUCGAACGUAUCGCUGCUGAAGCUUCUAGACUCGCUCACUACAACAAGCGUUCCACUAUUACCUCCCGGGAAAUUCAAACCGCUGUCCGUCUUCUGUUGCCAGGUGAAUUGGCUAAACACGCCGUCAGUGAAGGAACCAAAGCCGUCACUAAGUACACCAGCUCCAAAUAAAUUCGUCAUUCAUGACUAUUACUAAACCAAACGGCCCUUUUCAGGG
This is a messenger RNA of Cotesia glomerata, 468 nucleotides long. RefSeq names its product histone H2B. Gene Ontology annotation, molecular function: structural constituent of chromatin; protein heterodimerization activity; DNA binding. Lineage: Eukaryota; Metazoa; Arthropoda; Insecta; Hymenoptera; Braconidae. Gene Ontology annotation, cellular component: nucleosome. The transcript has a single exon. The coding region runs from base 48 to 422 and encodes 124 amino acids. The record is from RefSeq and is a predicted model, not a curated record.